AUGGCCGAAAGCGAGCUCUUGCCAAAAGAUUGGCCACCUUUCAUCAAUGUCGACGGCGUUUCUAAUUUCCGUGGACUUGGUGGCUAUGUAUGCCACCCUCCUCAAACAGCCUUGGCUUUAAUCAACGCAAAUGAAGCGAAAGAGUGGCGGAUCCGGCCUGGAUUUCUGUUUCGCUCUGCGCAGCCAUCUCAAAUCACGCCCGCUGGACAGGAAACUCUGACGAAGACACUUUCUAUCCAUUCGAUUUUUGACUUCCGCUCAGAUAAAGAUGUUGCAUUCGUUGCUGACCACAUGCCUGGGGCACUUCUCGACAUCCCAGAGACUACCCGGUACUCGGUUCCGGUCUACCGGCAGAUAGACAAAUCAUGGGGAUCGGCGGCAGAGCGAUACCAAGCUACAUCAAUCGGGCUCAAGAACCAAGAUGGCAGCGGAAGUGGUUUUGUCAACUCAUACACCCUACUUGCGCGGAGUGCAGCGAAGACUGGCAGCUUCCGCACCAUCUUACAGCACAUUCUGCAGCAUCCUGAUGACCCCAUCCUGGUUCAUUGCACCAUUGGAAAGGACCGGACGGGGGCUAUCGCGACGGACUAUGCGCUUACCUCAGAAGGAUUGGGUUCCUGGCGAGAGUAUAUGAUCCAGCAUGCGCUUCAAACAGGAGAGUUAGAAACUCGUGAACAGGCGGAGUAUAUUCUUGGAAGUCGCAAAGAAUAUAUGCUGUCUUUCUUAGAAAGUUUUGAAAAGGAGUUUGGAGGUGCCAGGAAAUACUUUGUAGAUCUCUGUGGCAUGCAGAAUAGUGAGCUUGACAAGAUUAUUGCCUCGAUGGUUGUCCCCGGAUACGACUGA
Penicillium chermesinum is the source of this 843-nucleotide messenger RNA. Its product is annotated as tyrosine-protein phosphatase. The record is from RefSeq and is a predicted model, not a curated record. Lineage: Eukaryota; Fungi; Ascomycota; Eurotiomycetes; Eurotiales; Aspergillaceae. Gene Ontology annotation, biological process: dephosphorylation. The transcript has 2 exons. Gene Ontology annotation, molecular function: phosphoprotein phosphatase activity. The coding region runs from base 1 to 843 and encodes 280 amino acids.